AUGUCUUCCGACGAGGAAGAAACCUGUGAAGGCUACAUGGGCACGGGAAGUAUUGAUGAAUUCCUUGACAACGGUGAGCGUCAAAAUUCCGAUACACAGGACCCUUAUACACCCAAUCAAGUUCGACGGCCAGUAAACUACAACACUCCCGCCCAACCUCAACGCCAAAUGCCUGCGCACUUGACUACAAUCCCCACACGUGCUUCAGACGCUCGUCAGGAGCCUCCACAAGUGCCCCCAUCUCGCACGCCACCAACUUCUGUUGUCCGCCAAGAGCCGUCAAGUUCUGAGGUUAUCGACAGCCCAGAUCAGGAAAAUGUGCCCCCAGCUCACCAGGAGGAAAAAAGUUCUUCCAUUUCAAACAAUAGCCAGAAAGAUAGCCCAAGCCCAAGAGUUAAAUCAGAGAUCGACGAUGGCUCAUCCACUAAUAGUCAACACCCAGAUGAAACAGGCGCUGCCGUAAUGCCAAGUAUCGAGUCACCAGAGGUCAAAGAUGAGGAAGAGACCCAACCUGCACUUGAUCAUGACAGAAAUCAAGUGAUCUCAGAUGAUAUGCACGAUGCAAGCUCUCAAAUAUCUAAUCUUGCUCCUCCACAACAAGCCGGUAGGCAGCUUCUCUCUAUAUUUGGUUCUCCACGUAACUCCAAUGUUCGCUCCGCCGGGACUUCCAGCAAUAUUCAGACCCCACGAGCAUCACGUCGAGAGGUACAACCAGAAAUAAUUGCAGUUGAAUCUGACUCUGACUCUGACUGCGUGAUUCUGGAUGUCAGACCGGCACGCCCCGGAGAGAAAAGGAUACUCACCAUGAAAGACCAGCAUUCUGUCAUUAAGCAGGAGUUAAGUCCAGGUUCGCCGAACAACCUCAACACCUUAGGAGUUGACAAUACCAGUUCAGACAGAGGCAUGGCUUCUGAUUACGAUCGGGAAUCAAGCCCUACUGAAGAAGAAAUGCUUGCUGCUCAAGCAACGAUUAUUCCACCAGCUACACGCCAAACUCACUUUCAGAAGCCAGACUCUCCUAGACCAGUGAAAGAUAAUAAGAAGAGACGCCGAGAAAGUGUGACUCACUCUGAAGAGCACGCGAAGAUCUAUACUGCUAUGCAGGUCGACGAAGAUGAUGAUAUUUGGAUGCAUGCACGAGGAGAUAACGAGGACGAUUCCCAAGAGGAGUAUGAGAAUCUUCUACUUUUACGAGAUGCCUUGAACAAAGACGCGCAGAGGAAAGGAUCUCUCAGUCUCGAGGAAAGAGGUGAACUGAGCAAGGUCAAUAGCACAAUUGCAAGGAUGGAUCGCCUUAAGACUGCCAAAGCUAGAGGUGACGCGGAUGAUACCGAUGAAGAUAACGAAGACUCGCUGUUUGUCCCCGAGACGCAUCGACAAAGCCCAAGUUUUGUUGAUAAUGGCGAAGGUCCAUCGUCAAGACAAGGUAAUGUCUAUGAGAAUGUGGAUGACGAUGCUGGCCUUGCCAGUAUGCUACAAGAGGAGUUUGACCGCGAUGUCAACGAUGGUCCCUCAGAUAAACGCAAGUCGAAGAAAACACGUCGAGCACCAGCUAAAAACGCUCGAGAAUUCCACACAAGAGAAGCGGAAAAAAGAAUCGAGAAAGAGAGAGCGAAGGCGCAGAAAAAGAAAGCUACUGGUGGUAGUAAGGACGGAAAGGCUGACAAAGUCAAAGCUGGACGCAGUAAAAAAGGCAAGGGCAAGGAAAAGGAGAAGAAAUCAAAAAAAGGUUCUGUAAAGGUCGAUAAAGGCAUAAACGAAGCUCGAUUUAUGCGUCCACGUGGAGGAGAACAGGAUGACAUUGGACAACUUAUUCUCGACGAUCUCUUGAAUUGCAACCCCGUUGGCGAUCGUCUACAGGAUCCAAUCUUCAACGUCGGACCUGAGCCAGAAAUCGACGGCACAACUCGGACCAAAACCUCUCAACUUCAACAACUGUUCGCCAACAUUCCCGAAGGUAGUAGUAAGAGUAAGGGGAAGUCUGAUAAGCAAAGACUCUUGCAAGCCUCUCGCAGUUUUGGUUACGCACAAGUUAAGGCUGUGGGUGGAAAAUGGCUCGUCAAGGGAAUGAAAUCAACAUUGUACCAUCAUCAGUUACUCGGCGCACAGUGGAUGGUGUCAAGAGAGUUGAGUUCUGAGCCACCUCAUGGUGGUUUACUUGCCGAUUCGAUGGGUCUUGGUAAGACAGUUCAGACUUUGGCUUGCAUGGUUGGAAAUCCACCUACGAAGGAAGAUAAGCAGCGGAAUGUGAAAGCAACGUUAAUCGUUGUUCCAUCCUCAGUCAUUAGCCAAUGGUUAGAAGAAAUCGAGAUCCAUGUGAACUGCAAAAAGGUAUUUCCAAAGGUCAUGCAGUACAAGGCCUCAAUGCAUAUUCCCAUGGCGGUCUUGGAGGAUUUGGACAUUGUCAUUGCUUCUUACACGGAAGUUAUGAAACAAUUCCCCUUCCCAGACCGCAAAGGUCGGGAGGACAUUGCUAGGCGUGGUUACAAGAGUUGGUGGAAAACCGCACACGAUCAGCUCGGUGAUCUUCACAAGAUCAACUGGCGCAGAGUCGUUCUUGACGAAGCCCAUGCGAUCAAAAACAACUCCGCCAGAACAAGUUUGGCUUGCCAGAACCUGAAGAGUGUUUAUCGCUGGUGUUUGACGGGCACCCCUCUUCUCAAUAGGCUCGAAGAACUCUUCCCAUACCUUCGAUUUCUCAAAGCUAAUUAUUCAAUGGAUUGGAAUACUUUUCAGCAAUAUUUCUGUGACCCCGACGCCGAUGAUUGUAAUAAUCGUAUCGCUACCCUUCUCAGUUACGCUAUGAUGCGCCGUACUAUGAAGACCACCAUUCUCGGUCGUCCAAUAAUUAUACUCCCUAAGCCGCACCCUGUCAUGCAACAGAUUAAUUUCUCUCGGGAAGAGCGGAUCAUCUAUCGAAUUACCGAGAACCGCUUUCGUGCCAACCUCAAUGUAUUCCUGGCUAACGGUACUGCCCAGCGUGCCUAUGGAGUCUUCUUCGUUCAGCUUCUGCGCCUUAGACAAUGUACCUCUCAUCCAUUUAUGCUUGAACGUACAAUGAAGGAGUCCUGGACCACGGAAGACGUUGAGCUUCUUCGUAAGGAGCUUAGAAACCAUCGUAUACCCAACGUACCCUUUUACGAGCAAUGCAAACUGUGGGUCAGCCAAAGUGAAGAAGAGAGAGAAGCAGCUAUGGCUCGAGGCGAAAAAGGUGCUGAGGCCAUUCCUUUCGGACUUUCUAAUUUCGGUGAAAGUUUCCAUUUUGACAAGGCUUUGGAUUCGCUCAAUGAUGAGGAGCUUUAUACCCGAAUCACCUGCCACCUUUGCUCGGAUGUACCGAAUCAACCCAUCAUUACUACUUGCAAACAUAUCUUCUGCCGGAGCUGUUUGACAAACCACCUUCACUCGCAAAUACAUAUUACCGAGGGAGAUGACACGUAUAAUGUCUGCCCCAAGUGUGACAUCAUUUUUAGCUCUGCCGAACCCUAUAGCGAUCUCGAGAUCCCUGAUGAUGACAAUAUGGACUCUGCCCCUAGCCAGGCUCAAGGAUCGGAAAGCUCAUCUCGUGGUAGUAGUAAGCGUCACAAAUCCUCCAACGAAUCCUCUGGUCGUCCACGCGGACUCAGGAGCAAAGGUAUAGAUGCACUUGGUUUUGAACCCUUUACUAAGGAUAGCAAUUGGGUUACAAAAUCGGACUAUGAUCCGAAUUUUCCACUUAUUCCAAGUGCCAAGACUACGGCAUUGAAGGCUUUGCUUUUGAAGGGAUUUGAGGAAGCUCCGGAUGACAAAGUAGUCAUUUACGUCCAAUUUCGCACGUUGGCUCGUAUCAUCGGCCGCAUGUGCGCAGCCGAAGGCUGGGGAUUCUUGUAUCUUACCGGCGACGCAUCGCUCGAGCAUCGAGGCAAGGCAAUCCGUGAAUUUCGCACUAAUGACGAUAUUCAAAUUCUCAUUGCCGGCCUAAAAUGUGGUGGUCUCGGUCUCAAUUUCCCUUUCGCUAACCGAUGUAUUUCGCUGGACCUCUGGUGGAACCACGCCGUGGAACAGCAAGCUUUCGGUCGUAUCUUCCGCAUUGGCCAGAAUAAGGAGACGUGGAUGACGCGACUUGUGGUGCGCAAUUCGGUCGAUAUGCGAUUAUUAGGGAUGCAAGACUGGAAGCUGCGAGCGUGUGAGAAGGCGAUUGAUGACAAUGGACAGAGUGGUGCUAGUGGGAGUGGAGGGGGAACGUUGAAUUUGUCGCAGUUGGCUAGGUUAUUCGGGUUUUUGAAGACGGAUGAGGAUAAUAAUUUGGUGAGAAUUGAGCCAGAUUAUGAGGAUGAGGGAGAGGAAGAGGAGAACAAUGGUUCGGGAACCUCGUAA
Sclerotinia borealis F-4128 is the source of this 4356-nucleotide messenger RNA. Lineage: Eukaryota; Fungi; Ascomycota; Leotiomycetes; Helotiales; Sclerotiniaceae. The record is from the annotation of a GenBank genome assembly.